CUGUGCGCGUGCUCAGCUUGAGCAUCUGGACAGUUGGCCAAACAUUUUGUGGCGGAUUCGAUCAUACGAGACUAAAAAGACUUCAGCCUCUCCUCUAGCCAGGAAACCAACAUCACGCCCUUGCCGUCAGCAGCAUGGACUAUUGCACACCUCAGCCGUCGCGCCGGCACAAUCCCGUGGACAGCAUCUGCCGCAAACUGCAGACGAUUCAGUGGCGCGGUGACCGAGAGCCCAAUUCGCCCUUCCAGAUUCCCAAACUGUCCUCCAACAGUUACGACAGCCCUCAGUGUGGCCUCAGGCACAACUUGGAAGCCAUCCUGAAGAAAGGGACCCUCCAUAGAGACGACAGGGAGAAGGAGAACGCGAGAGAGAUGGGGAUGCCGAGCAGAGCAGCUUCCCAGCAUUCCUCUGUCCUUCUGACCACACCUUCCACUCCUACAUGCAACCGCUCCACACCAGCUAAUGUCACUUACACUAUCACUAGUACUUUGGGGGAGCGGCGAUGUGCUGAUGGAAGUGAUUUAACACAAGUUAAAACGUGGCAGGGGUAUUGUUCGACCCCCAUGGGCCAGUCCAAGGACUCCCCUUACUUUACAUUCACACGAGGACCUCAGUCAGCACAGCCUGACAGCGAGAGGCCGAGCAGGAGCCCACCUUUGUCUUGUAACUUCACACAAAGUCGCAGCACCCUCUCCUACAACCUCAACUUCAGUUCUGCAGACAAUACAAACCCCGCUGAGUGUGAGCUACCCUACCCAGCUCUGGUUGUGAAAAGACUGUCUAUGGGAGACGGAGGGCCUUCAGCUGCCUCUGAAAAAGGGAAGGAGAAUAUGGCUGAAAUCAGUCUCAUCUGUGAGGAGAAUCUGCUCGACACCAUCUUCCAUGCUUGUGAUACCCAGCGCAGAGGGAAAGUGUAUGUGUCCCAUAUUGUGGACUAUCUGCGUCACACCACCAGCCGCAGCUCUGAAGAUUGCGGAUUGGAGGAACUUUGCAACAUGCUGGAUCCAGAACACAAAGACGUGUCAAUUGAUCUGGACACAUACCAUGCUGUCAUGAGAGAGUGGAUCGAUGACUGCCGCAACAAUGGUGAAACAUCAGAGCUGGUGUACUGUGUUGCUGACCUCCAGAUGAGCAACCAAAAGCUGCAGGAGGAGGUAAAAAAGCUCAAGCAGGUGGUGGAGAGCAUGGAGGAGAGUAACCAGAAGCUUGCGGAGGAAAACGAGGAGCUACACAAUCAAGCAAAAAUUAACCAGCAGCUGGCACAGAAGGAGAAGAUGUUGAAGGAGGAGGUGGAAGAGAUGAAGGCCACUCUGAGCUGUACGGAGGAAGGCAGAGCUCGUGCCUCCGCACACAGCAAACAUGUGGAGAGAGAAAACCAGAGUCUCAUCGCUAAGAUUGCUUCUCUUCAGGAAGAGAACUUUAAGGUCACUAUGGAGACAGAUGAGCUUCAGAGGAGAAUAACGGAGCUGUGUGACAUUAACGCUGACCUUCAGAUGCAGAUUCACUCUUUUGACACAGUCAUUAGUGAAAAGGAUGCAGUGAUAGUAGAGAAAAGCAGACAGAUAGAUGAGCUGAAGGCAGCAGUGGAGGAAUACUCUUCCAUUACAGAGCUGCUGAGGGUGGACAAGAACAAGCUGGAGAGGCAGAUGCAGAUGAUUCUCCCAGACGUGGCUGGGGCUAGUCUUUCUUUGUCAGUGGCUUAUCGGAUGAACCAGAGCAGCUCGGGAUCCUUGCAAACAGAACUGGCUCUGGCACAGUCACCACUGGAGAAAAGGGACUUCAGAAAAGAAACCGACUCUGUCUUAACUUCAGUUAGAGUUUUGUUAGAUGACCACGCACAGACAGAAGGCGACAGCAGUCUUCAGACAGUGCAGGCCGAGCUGGACGCACGUAGGGCAGACUGGGUCCUCAGCCUGGACCAGCUGGCCCAGUACACUGACUCACUGGAGAAAGAGCUGAUCAAAAUGGCUGGAAACAUGAGGAGGUCCCGCACUGAGAUCCUCCACCUUUCUGUCAGGGUGCAGGAGCAGGAGAACCAGAAGCGGCAGCUGUGUGAGGAGCUCGAGCAGCUAAAGACCCCUCAGGAUAGCAGAGAGGCCUCAUGCCAGACACCUGCACUAGAAGAGGAGGUUGGAGAUGACUUGGACUGGGACGAGGAAUUUGCUAUUCAAGAUUUCCUUAAGAAUGAGCUAGCAGAGAGAAAUUGCCAAGUACAUGACGGGCAAAGAGAAGAGAGGCUCGAGGAAACGGGAGAUAAAAUAACAGACAGAGGUGAAGAGGAGGACGCAGAGGAGAGGUGGACAGUGGUGGAUAGCGGCGGGGAGGGAGACGUGAGGGACACAUCAACUCCGCUGUCUGUUGUCACAGUGGAAGCCCAAUCUGGGCAGGGCACAGUGGGAGAAGGUCGAGGUUCUGCAGCCUGUAGUGAGUCAGAGCCAGAGGUGACCUGUCAACCUUUGCAGGAAGACGCAGUGGUACCACUGAGCUCCCACUCACAAGCUGUCAGCGUUACACAGCCAGAGGCGGAUGCUCUCCCCGAUCUGCCCCACUCAGAAAAUAACACAGGUGCAGAGGCUUGUGAAAAUGGACAGUCUGACUCCUGUGGUCCAGCUGAAACUUUGAGAAACCCACCUGAUCAGAACCAAACUAUAACUCCUGUUAGCACCCCUCCCCCAGCAGCUGAUAUGGUUUCUCCCAACAGCACCUCACCUGGAUCAGACGAGACCAUUACCCAGACUGAGAGCCAGCCAACCAGUGUGGACCACGAAGGACAAGAGAAGGGAGGCAAGGUGGGCUCAACUGCCGGAGACAUGAGCUAUAUUAAGAGCCUAAGCCAGGACCAGUCGGCCAGCAGAUCACCAGCUGAGGACAGCACAAGCCUGCUACCUGUGCUGGUGGAAGAAGAGGAGACUGUGCAGGACGGUGCAGCUGGGGUUCCAAAAGCAGAGCCCAGCACGGCAGGGACAGGCCGGCUCAUCAGCAGCAAGCCAACCACCCUCUCUGACAGCAGUUCUCCUCAGUCGGCAUCAUCUGUCACACACACCAGCCAAUCAGGGAGCGGCAUGGCCAGUACGGUCUCUGGUCCAAGCCAUUCGGAGGAGCUGACUCGCACCGUGGAGGCCGUUAAGGAGCACAAGGUUCAGGAGGACCAAAAUGUAGCCAGCAUGGCCACGGACACAGAAACUGAGAUGUUAGUCAUUCCUGACACUUUCAAAGAUAAGAACAACCUGUCACCUAGUGAUAAGGAGAUUGAGGCAGAGUUCCAGCGUCUGGCACUGGGGUUUAAGUGUGACAUGUUCACUUUGGAGAAGAGGCUCAGGCUAGAGGAGAGGUCACGUGACCUAGCCGAGGAGAACGUCCGCAAAGAAGUGUCCAGCUGUCAGGGCUUACUGCAGGCUCUUAUUCCUCUUUGUGACAAUGACAACCAAUCAAUGGAGAUCAUCCAGAGGCUCCAGAAAAACCUGGAUAUUCUCAUCCAGUCCAUGACUAGGGUGUCCAGUCGCUCUGAGAUGCUAGGAGCGAUUCAUCAGGAGAGUCGUAUUGGAAAGGCUGUGGAGGUAAUGAUUCAGCACGUGGAGAACCUCAGGAGAUUGUACACCAAAGAGCAUGCUGAGCUGCUGGAACUGCGGGAGACGCUCAUGCAGAAUGAGAGGUCGUUUGGAUCACAAACAGAAAAAGAUGACUUCCGUGAAAGAAAGAAACAGUCAUCACAGUACAGCAAGACAUCAGCCCGGCGGAGCAGCAUGAUAACAAUUUCUCGUGCUGGCCCAGGCAACAUGCAUUUUGACACAUCCAAAACACAAGAUGGCUCAGAGGUUGACUCGGAACGACUGACCAGACGGUCCCCAUGGAAUGUGGCAGGGAAGAGCACAGCGCGUCCCCCACUCAAACGUUUUAGUAGCUCUGUGCCCUGGGUCGACACUGAAGAGCCCUCGCUUGUGAUGAAGGGGACAGCCUGCAACAACACAGACUGCCAGUCCGAGGAAGAGCAGAAGGAGGAGACAGUGGUGGAGAGGAGGUCCAGUCUCAGUGAGCUGGGCAGCAAACUCACCUCACUCAUUCUGCCCCUUAAGACGAAUCAGGAUGAGCUCUUUGUAAUGCUGCCUAGCCCUUCAUCCAGCCCUACAUCUACAGAACCAGGAGCGGCCCAGUCUCUGUCCCAUAGUUUAACCAGUUCCCGGACGACAGCAGCAGUAGCCAGAGGUGGCAGGGGUCUUUGGCUUUGGCUAGCCAUGAUGGUGCUCCUAGCGGGUCUCCUGGCACUGCUGGCCAGCCUGGUGAUGCAGCCAGCCGUAGAUGCAGCCCCUGUAGGGACCGGGGACUCCUGGAUGACCAUCCAGCAGCUGCUGUGGCCCUACACAGGGCUCCGGUACAAUGGCCAGCCCCCUGUCUAGUCGAAGUCCCGAGGGUCGAUGGUGCUAGUGCCCAUCAGCCCUCCAGAGAUAUUUAUUGCACUGGGAGAGCAGAGGCUGUUGGGAUGUUUACUGUGCCUGCAAAUUCCUAUAAGACUUGCAUCGACAGCACAGGCCUGGCCUCAGGAAUAGUUAGCCCCAUAGAGGAGUUUAUGCAUCACAUUAUGUUUGCUAAAUAAGAUUAUCUGUGUGUAUGCAUGUGUGAUAGUGCUGCUCAGCUGUUCAGUGAGCUGCUCCACCUGUGGCUUUUUAAACACAUUUUAUGUACUUGAGGAUGCAGGAGAAUACCAGCAUUUUUAAUGGAAUUUUACCUCAUUGGUUGCUGAGGACAGUUUCUAACUUAACUCUUUAAACACUGGUAAUAAAACUCUUAAGUGUUUAUGAAAUCUAUAUUUAUGAGUUUGCUAGUUUUGAGUGGAAAAUGUGAUUAUGAGUUUUAACUUGUAUUUCUGCAUUAUUACAGUUUCAACACCAACAUUUUUUGUUUUUGUUUUUUUUGUAUUUUCCAUCUUCAAGUUUUUGCUGUGGUUGCCACAACUUCAUACACUUUUGUAUGUUCCAAAGGAGAUGCGUGGAUCUUUUCACAAAUAAAGUAGCCAAUUCUACAAUA
Messenger RNA from Neolamprologus brichardi, 5022 nucleotides. The record is from RefSeq and is a predicted model, not a curated record. NCBI's taxonomy places the organism in Eukaryota, Metazoa, Chordata, Actinopteri, Cichliformes, Cichlidae.